Molecule: messenger RNA, 1123 nt
Organism: Ectocarpus sp. CCAP 1310/34
Lineage: Eukaryota; Phaeophyceae; Ectocarpales; Ectocarpaceae
Source: the annotation of a GenBank genome assembly
ACAGCUGCAAAGUCCACACAGCAGUAGUCAUGAACACCAUUGUUGUGUCUACUCCAAACGCUGCUCACCGGAAAAAGAAUACCUUCGCCUGUUCGAAGAUCUCUAGCCGCUCUUCGCUCUUGCACCUUCAAACGCGCCGCUUCCCGCACUGCGCGCCGUCUCGCCGUCUCCCGGAUUUCUUCGACCUCCUCUCCCGCCUUCGUUGCUCCUUGCGAGACACUCUCCUGCGCUUGGGGUUACAUUGCUUCUCCUUCUUUCCUCUUCCUGGGCCAGCUGGCAAGCCCUUUGGCCGCGGUUUCCGCGCCCGCGCCGCGGCAGUAGCCGCCGGCUGGAUGCGGCAUGAUUUCCGCUGUGCGGCGGAAUCUCGAUCUGCGCACCGAUCGGGAUUCUGCAACGCUCCCUGCGACGGCUGCUUCGGCGUCUGCUCCAACGUCUGCUCCACGUCGCUCCACUCCAUGUUAGACUCUUCUGACGACUCAGCCGAGUCGCCAGCGUAUCCCCCAAAGAUGAGCCCCUCAGACGCGGAACUGCACGCGUCCAGACACACAUCCACCUGCUCCAUGGCAUCUUGUCCAAACCAAUUGCAGAGCUCGUCACCGUCGUCUCCACCUCCCUCAACCUCGAACACAACCGCCCCGUCCUCAAACUGUACCGCCUUGCUUUCGGUCUCUGAAGAGGUGGGGGCGAAAGUGCUGCCGGGCGGAGGCGGUGGAGUCGGCGCCCACAUCUGAAAAAGAGUGCGAAAGCCCCUCUUUUCUUCUUUUUCUCGCUGCUGUUGCCGGCGGCGCCUGCGCUGUCGUUUGCUCGUGCCAUCACGCUUGACACGGCCCGAGUCCCCGAGCUGCAGCUGCCAUAGUGACUACUGCUGUCGCUGCUGUGUUGGCUGCUGCUGUGGUCCUCCUCGUCUCCUUCAUAACAUGUGUCGUGGUGGUCAUGUGGCGGUGAAGUGUCCGCAGCGGGGGAUGGUGACGCGGCCGCUUUCGCGCCGAACCGACCACCUGUUCUUGUUUGGCAGCUGCCACGCUUCUUGUUUCGUUUACCGGGGGGACGCCCAACCAUGUAUGGGCUUGGAUAGGCCCUCAGUGGGGUCUAUGUGACUGCUGUAGCGUGUGGUGUGUUGUGU